Molecule: messenger RNA, 1840 nt
Organism: Eucalyptus grandis
Lineage: Eukaryota; Viridiplantae; Streptophyta; Magnoliopsida; Myrtales; Myrtaceae
Product: serine carboxypeptidase-like 8
Exons: 15
Coding region: 68-1840 (590 amino acids)
Biological process (GO): secondary metabolic process; proteolysis
Molecular function (GO): serine-type carboxypeptidase activity; acyltransferase activity, transferring groups other than amino-acyl groups
Source: RefSeq, a predicted model, not a curated record
AGGAAUCUUACAGAAAUUUGCCUGUUCUCUUUUCUCUUCCAAUUUUUCUUGAUAGGACGAGCCAAGGAUGUUUCAUCUCCUACUUCCAUUGCUGCUGUUGAUCUCCAACGUCAGACGAUCACAAUCAGCCAUCAUCGAGAGCCUACCAGGCUUCCCCGGAGACCUUCCCUUCAAACUCGAAACAGGAUACGUCGGGGUAGGAGAGUUGGAGGAAGUGCAGCUAUUUUACUACUUCAUCGAGUCGGAGAGGAGCCCCAACGAUGACCCUUUGUUGCUUUGGCUCACCGGCGGUCCGGGUUGCUCCGCUCUAUCCGGCCUCCUCUUCGAAAUAGGUCCUUUGCAAUUUGAUUAUUCAAAUUCCAGCGGAAUCAGACCAUUGUUCGAGUUAAAUCCCUAUUCCUGGACAAAGAUUGCCAACAUAAUAUUUUUAGAUGCACCCGUGGGUACGGGAUUUUCUUAUGCAAUGACAUGGGCAGCAUACAAUAUUAAUGACACUUCCUCAGCAGCACAGACAUAUGGAACAGUAUUGACGGUUCAAGAAAGGGGCAAAACGGGUCCCGCCACUUCUAAUUUGGCCAUCAAUACAGCAAGGAAUUCCAACGAAGAACUUCACGAGGCGAUCAAGAACGGUCUAGACCACACGGUCGAAAGAGAUUCGAUGCUGAUCACUUGCUUCGCCACCAUGCUCGAUCGCCUCAUCACCUGUCGCCCACCCCUCGCCCUCAAUUUACUCUCCGAUUCCUCUUCGCUCCUCAACGCGACGCCGGCAUCGCCGCCGUCGCCGCUUAGGAGCACCUCCUCCUCUUCCACACCGGACCGCGCCGGCUUUUCGGCGCCCAAGUUUCCGCCUUCCGCCGCAUCACUCCCGCCGCUCCCACUUCCCUCCCUCGAUCCCGCGCCGCCGCCUCGGUCCGUCUCCGAGCUGCACCGCCGCAUCACUGGAGCUGCUGCUCGAGCGAAGGGGGAGCUCGAGCAGCUGCAGAUCGAGCUGCAGCUCGAGCUCGCUCUCGAAAACGUUUCCAUGCACGCCCAUGAGUUCUUAAGAAAGUGGCUAUUGGCUCAUCCCAAGUUCCUCACAAAUCAGCUUUACAUCACCGGUGAUUCUUAUUCCGGUGUUGUCGUCCCCAUCAUUGUUAAAGAAAUAUACGAUGGAAAUGAAGCCGGACGCGAGCCGCCAAUGAAUCUCAAAGGUUACGUGCUAGGCAAUCCGGUGACUUGUGAAGUAAAGGACAUUAGUCAAAGGAUUCCAUAUGGUUACAAGACGGCUCUCAUAUCAGAUGAACUUUACGAGUCAACAAAAACGGAUUGCAAUGGAGAUUACAUGAAUGUAGAUCCUACAAACGGAGCAUGUCUAAGAGAUCUCGAAAUGGUGUCGAUAUGCCUUGAGAAGAUAAAUCUCCAUCAAAUAUUGGAACCCAAGUGUAGUGCGUUAUCUCCUAACCACACGAGGCUAAAAUGGAGUAGAAGUAUACUCAAAGAGAAUAUCAUCGAUGUCAUUUCGAUGCCUCAACAAUCCAAGCCAUGGUGUCGGUCUUAUAACUAUUUGUACUCCUACAUUUGGGCCAACGAUAGGAAUGUCCAAGAAGCCCUUCACAUACGAGAGGGCAUGAAGCCAGAAUGGAAUAGAUGCAACGAGAGUAUAUCUUACACAAAGGACAUUCUUAAUAGUGUAGUCUAUCAUAGAUACCUCUCCAAGACAUCCCUUCGUGCCCUAAUUUACAGUGGUGAUCAUGACAUGGGUAUUCCGUACGUGGGUACACUAGAUUGGAUAAGAUCACUUAAUUUAACUUUACUUGGUCCGUGGGGGCCUUGGUAUGUCGAUGGUCAAGUGGCCGGGUAA